Molecule: messenger RNA, 1740 nt
Organism: Pollicipes pollicipes
Lineage: Eukaryota; Metazoa; Arthropoda; Thecostraca; Pollicipedomorpha; Pollicipedidae
Product: nuclear autoantigenic sperm protein
Exons: 10
Coding region: 370-1740 (456 amino acids)
Biological process (GO): CENP-A containing chromatin assembly; DNA replication-dependent chromatin assembly
Cellular component (GO): nucleoplasm
Molecular function (GO): histone binding
Source: RefSeq, a predicted model, not a curated record
AAAUUUUAGUGUUCCUGGCGUACGAUGAAGUUGCUGAAAUAGAAAUAUUUAAGUUCAUUGCAAACUGUUCAACUAUCUAAAAAUAGAGAAAUUAUUACCCGUUUCAGCGUAUUUUUAACAUCUGGGUCAUUGCUUAUUUCGGUCACCUGUUACAGAAUAGACGUAACAAAGAUGCGCGCGGAAAAUCGACUUUGCGUCUGCUCAAUGCCGCGCGUAUGCUAGUGCGGCUCGGAGACGGGGACGUGUGGUCGGCUGUUGGCGCGUUUGAUUGGCACUGGUUUGAAGCAGGUGUGAAUCUUACUGUACUGCCGCACUUGUUCAAAUCAUCUACGAACGCUUUGUCAUUUUGUAUUCUAUUACAACGUGGCGAUGGCUGACUCAGCUCCAGCAGACCAGUCCUCAAAGGCCGCCGUGGAGGUGAAGCAAGCCGAGAAGGAAAAAUCACCGAAGUCGUCUCCUUCCAAGGCUGACACGAAUGAAGCACUGCAGCACCUGGUUCAGGGCAAGCGCCACUUGCUGGUGCGUGACAUCCACUCUGCAGUGAACUCGCUGCAGGAGGCCUGCAGGCUGCUGGCCGAACAGUACGGCGAGACAGCUGACCCCUGUGGCGAAGCUUACUUCGCCUACGGCAAGGCUCUGCUGGAGCUCUCGCGCAUCGAGACAGGCGUGCUGGGCAACGCUCUGGAGGGAGAAUCGACAGAGGACGACGAGGACGGCGAGGGCAGCGAGGAGGACGACGCUGAGGAGCAGGCGGCUGCGGACAAGGGGGGUGACAGCGACACGGCGUCUGCCGAGGAAGCGGCCUCCGCCGAGGAAGCGGCCUCCGCCGAGGAAGACGCCGACGCCGGCCGCGCCGGUGACACAUCGCAGGACUGCGACACGGAGGAGGGUGACGGCGACGGCGACGGGGACGGCGACGGGGAUGGGGCGAAGGAAGGGGACGACGGCGAGGACGAGGACGUGCCGAACAUCCAGCUGGCCUGGGAGGUGCUGGAGCUGGCCAAGAUCAUCUUUGCCAGACAAGCGUCGGACCGGCCGUCCGACCUCAAGUUGUCCGAGGUGUACCAAAAGCUUGGUGAGGUCAGCAUCGAGGCCGAGAACUACGCCCAGGCCGUGGACGACCUCAACAACUGUCUGGACAUUCAGAAGAAGCACCUGCAGCCGGACGACCGGCUGAUCGCCGAAACACACUACCAUCUGGGCGUGGCGCACUCGCUGGCCAACCAGUACUCGGAGGCUAUCGCCAGCUUGCAGGCGUCAGUCGACACCAUCCUGGCGCGCGUACAGCGUCUCCAGGGGCAAAUCGUCGACCGCGAGCAAGGCAAAACAAUCGAGCACGACGACCCCUUUUACAAAGAAGAGAAUGAAAUUAAGGAGCUCCAAGAUCUGCUGCCCGAUAUCAAGGAGAAGAUUAAUGACAUGCAAGAGAUGAAGAGUGAAGCGCAAAAGAAAAUCGCCGAGAUGUUCGCCGGCGGCGCCGGGCCGUCCACCUCGGCCGCCCCCAUCUCACCGGUCAAGGUCAUGAUGACGUCACGGCAGGCCACGACGGCGGCCGAGGCCGACGGCGAGCAGAAGGAGGCACGCAGUAUAGGACACCUGGUCAAACGCAAGCGGCUGUCCGGAGAGUCUGCCGAGGAGGAGGCCAAGCGCGCCCGGCAGAACGGCCACGGCGGCGCCAACGACCGCUCCCGCCUGAGGGCUCCCGGACACAGUAAUACAUACAACUCCUUCAUACCUUAG